UUUUAGUUCAUCUGUGCUGGUACUGAUAAUUGACACAGAGCAGCCGUCAUGUCAGCUAUGGGGAGCAUACAGCAGAGAAACCUUCACUAUUUGGCCCUUAUCUUUUUCCUCCUGACCGCUUCUUCACCUGCUGCAGGUGUCAUCAAACUAGCUGGGUCCGGGUCUACUCGGUGCUCUGGGAGAGUUGAAAUCUAUCACAACAACGCCUGGGGAACAGUCUGUGAUGACCGCUGGGACUUAAAUGAUGCUGAGGUGGUGUGCAGGGAGCUGGGCUGUGGUGCAGCACUGAAUGCCACUCAGUCGGCUCAUUUUGGUCAAGGAACCGGUCAAAUCUGGCUUGAUGAGGUGGCCUGUUCAGGAAGUGAAAGGUCUCUAACUGAGUGUCGGCACGGAGGAUUUGGGUCACACGACUGUAACCACGGUGAGGAUGCUGGUGUGGUCUGUUCAGGUAUCAGACUAGCUGGGUCUGGGUCUACUCAGUGCUCUGGAAGAGUUGAAAUUUAUUACAACAACACCUGGGGAACAGUCUGUGAUGACAGCUGGGACUUAAAUGAUGUUGAGGUGGUGUGCAGGGAGCUGGUCUGUGGUGCAGCACUGAAUGCCACUCAGUCGGCUCAUUUUGGUCAAGGAACUGGUCAAAUCCGGCUUGAUGAUGUGGGCUGUUCAGGAAGUAAAAGGUCUCUGAGUGUCGGCACGGAGGAUUCACACAUUCCUCAAAUCAUCAACCAUCCACAUAAGCAGAAUGCACUACAAAAGAGACAAAAAUAGAGUCUACAUCCAUGCUAGUGACUCUGUGAGGCUGUAAUGAUCAUUAUAAAGAAAAACAAACUGUCUGAUGAUUAUAAAUUCACAAAUACCAUGAAUGGCUAUGUCAAAUUGCAUGGUAAUCCAUCCAACGGUUGUCAUGACAUCUCAGUCUGAACCACAAAUGUCCACCUGCUGAUCAUAUUAGAAGGAAAGUCAAGGUGCUAUGUUAUUUCCUCUGGGAAACAUGAAUGUCUGGACUAAACUCUUGCCUGUCCUUCUCGUAGAUGUGGAGAUAUUUCAAUUAAUAAAUUACAUUUCUGACCUGGCUGAAAAGUAAGUUAUAGUCCACAUAUUAACCACAUUUCAGGGUAAUCUAGUUGUUGUAGAGAAUAUGAACCAAAGUGGUGGACUGACAGACUGACAUAGCCAGCCACAGAGCCAAGCUGCGAGCAUGGCUAAAAAUACACCACAUAGAGUGAAAGUGCAAACAUAAGAAGAAACACUCCAAAUUAAUUAAUAGAAAAUACCAAAACACAUCCGAAUCAAAAGUAAACCGAGAGACAUAGAGUAACAUACAGUAUAUUGGUCCAAACUGAAGUCACAUUGUCUUAACUCUUCACACAGUCCGCAAAACAGAAGUGUAAGUGGACCAAACUGUGAACCAUUUUUCAUUGCUUUAACACAAGAUGCAUUCUAUGACCACUUUCUCCAAAUCCCAUUAAGUCUUUUCUCAUUACUACUCCACCACCUGCAAAACACUAUAUCUGCAGCACAUUUUUCAAUAGCUAACACACUGUGUCCAAAACUGUUAAAAUACAGUCAAGACAGAAAGAUGGCAAAUGUCUCCAUUUCUGCAUCAACCAGACUGAAAUAUAUGGAAAGACAGUUUACAUAAAUCUACUAGAACUGUGUGAAGUGUUUUGAAAAAAGUGUGGUUUAGCAGGAAAUGUGCAUGCAUUUUAGCAGGAUUGUUUCAGGGUGUUGGUACAUGAAUUACAGGGUGCUGUCAUUGUGUCUCAAGUACCAGUGUUUUUUUUACAACUGCUAACAUCUUUUUCCAACACCUUUGUCCAAUCUGUAGUCACAUUUUCAAAGCUCUAAACACAGGUAGCUCCACAUCGGUUUGUUCAUACCAUACCAUUAACACAAUUCAUGUUGUUUUCACACAAUAUGCAGUCAAUUAACCCAUUUAUAAAAUGCUAAGUUAUUCUUAGCAUGAGUGCGCGCUCACGUGGGUGCAUUGAUAUUGACUACCAGCUAUAUACAGCGUGCUAGCCUCGAAAAUCCAGCUGUAUUAUAACAUUAACUUAGCUCUCCUUAUUAGCUAGGCUCUUUACAUGCUUGCUAAUAACUUUUUUUAAGCGGGGUCUCCGACAUUGACAGUGUUAUGUUGGACAGAUUUGUGCAGCUGUGUUCCAUGAGGGAGAGAGAGAGAGAGGUACGGGUGAGUGAGAGAGUGAGAGGGACGAGCGAGAGGAAGUGCUGCGUGAAUGCGCUACGGCGCCCUGCAAUCAAAUACGAUAAAAAAAAAAAAAAAGAAGAAAGAAUCUAAAAUCAAUGUGGGGCGGUCAGCGUUGAUAUUGUGGCGGGCCACCACAAAUAAAUGAACGUAUGGGAAACACUGUAAUGGAUCUACUGACGGCGUUUGUUGGAGGAGCGAAGUUGCCAAGAAGGAACAUAAAAGUAUUUGACAGUAUUUUUACACAUUUUGAACUAAAAGCCACAUAGGUUGGAUUAAUUGUUGAUCACUGGCUGCAAUUUCAUGUUGCUAAUAAAGCUUUUACUUCUGUAGUUCUGUCACUUACAUAUUUUUCCUACUCUACAUUCUAUAAAGUAAAGCUGACACUUUUACAUAGUUUAUUGCCAAAAAGGCAGACAAUCGACCCUCAAGUCAAAAAUGUAGGGUGGUUUACAGUAAAAGGAAACUGAAUUAAAAAAAACAAUGGAUUUCAUCGUCUACUGUAUGCAGGUAGAGCUGAAACAUGAAAAGUAAUGCAGUUUUUGUAAUUUAAAAAGAAACUUUGUUAUUGUUAGAAAUAGUACUUUGAACAAAAGUACAACAAAAAUAUUAAAGAUUUUAUAAAUAAGGGUCAAAUUUAUAAAACUACAGAAAACAUUUUAAAAUAUCUGAUUGAUUAUAAAUUACAGAGUACUACUACUAAUGAAAAUUAAAGCCCCCCUGCAGCCAGU
Micropterus salmoides (largemouth bass) is the source of this 2937-nucleotide messenger RNA. Its product is annotated as putative DMBT1-like protein. The coding region runs from base 49 to 768 and encodes 239 amino acids. The record is from RefSeq and is a predicted model, not a curated record. Gene Ontology annotation, cellular component: membrane. Lineage: Eukaryota; Metazoa; Chordata; Actinopteri; Centrarchiformes; Centrarchidae. The transcript has 4 exons.